This is a messenger RNA of Arachis ipaensis, 839 nucleotides long. The record is from RefSeq and is a predicted model, not a curated record. Lineage: Eukaryota; Viridiplantae; Streptophyta; Magnoliopsida; Fabales; Fabaceae.
UUAUUAUAUUUUAUUUUGUAUUAUUUUCUUUGCACAAUUGCAUGAUUCAUGGAGGAAACUUAGCUUGUGAUAACGUAAUUAAUUUCUUUUCAAGGAUUUUGACUUUUUGCAAUCAAUUUUUGCUAGCUCUACCGAAACCAAAUUUGUCUCACAUGCUUAUUGGCUAGAAUGUGACUUCAGAAAGAUAUGGGGUAGCUGACCUAAGAUUCUCUUUGAAUUUUUUAUUAAAUGCCAUAUGAAGAUUGGGUGUUGUGUAGGGUGUUUUACAAGAACAGAGAAGUUGGUGGCAAACCUAAUAGCAUGGGAAGCUGCUAUGAUGACACAGGCUCUUCAUCUCUUCCAGCAUUAAUGGAUUCUUUCAUCAGCUUUGACCAACAACAACAACCUCAAACCCAUCUUCAUGCUGAUGAGUAUGAGCAAGUGCCCUGCUUCUCCAUUUUCUCUCACACCCAAACAAGCCCUAUUUUCAACCACAUAAUGGAGCCUAAGUUAUUCCCUACCAACAACAACAAUAAUAAUGCAACUUUAUAUGGUGGAGGAGGAACUACUACAACAUCCAAUUUGGGUUCUUGCUUAGACCCUUUUUCAUGUGAUAGGAAAGUAUUGAAAGCUGUUUUCAGUCAGCUCACAAAUAUGGAAAGAAACAUACCUAAUAAUAAUAACAACAAUACAAAUAGUAUAAAAGGGUCACCAAGUUUAGGAGAAGGUAGUUCUGAGAGUUACUUAUCUGAGGUUGGCAUGCCCAACUUGUGGAACAAUUAUUGAUGUGGUAGUCCUUAUAGGCUUUGUAAUUUGUUUAUAUACUUUCCCCCAAAAUUAAUUUAUCCAUGUUCUUCAUA